Stereum hirsutum FP-91666 SS1 is the source of this 1278-nucleotide messenger RNA. RefSeq names its product WD40 repeat-like protein. Gene Ontology annotation, biological process: transcription-dependent tethering of RNA polymerase II gene DNA at nuclear periphery; RNA export from nucleus. Gene Ontology annotation, cellular component: nuclear pore. Bases 9 to 1064 code for a protein of 351 amino acids. The record is from RefSeq and is a predicted model, not a curated record. NCBI's taxonomy places the organism in Eukaryota, Fungi, Basidiomycota, Agaricomycetes, Russulales, Stereaceae. Gene Ontology annotation, molecular function: ubiquitin binding; RNA binding. The transcript is spliced from 9 exons.
CGACCACCAUGUCCUUCUUCGGCUCAGCGGCCUCGACGUCGACAGCGACACAAGACAAAGAUAUUGAAGUCGUCGACCCACCUCCAGAUUCUAUCUCAUCCCUGGGGUUCUCUCCCGCCGCAGAUUAUCUUGCUGUUGGAAGCUGGGACAACAAUGUGCGUAUAUACGAAGUAGGCUCUGCAGGGCAGACCCAGGGGAAAGCAAUGUAUUCACACCAAGGCCCGGUGCUGAGUCUUUGCUGGAAUAAGGACGGUACCAAGAUCAUUUCCGGCGGCGCGGACAAUGCAGCUCGACUUUUCGACAUCCAGAGUGGGCAGUCGUCACAAGUUGCGCAACACGACAAUGCAGUCAAGGUCGUCAAAUGGAUUGAAACACCACAGGGGGGAAUCCUUGCCACUGGUAGUUGGGAUAAGACAUUGAAGUACUGGGACCUACGAACCCCAAACCCGAUCACCGUCGUUCAACUUCCAGAGCGAUGUUACUCCAUGGACGUGCAGUAUCCCUUGCUCGUCGUGGGCACCGCAGAGCGCCACAUUGCCUCUUUCGACCUUGCCAAAAAUCCUGCCGCCCCACAGAAAGUCAUGAUCUCCCCCCUAAAGUGGCAAACUCGUGUCGUGUCAUGUUUCCCGCAAGCUAACGGAUUCGCUGUCGGGAGUGUCGAAGGGCGUGUUGCAAUCCAGUACACCGACGACUCACAGUCCGCCAAUAAUUUCUCGUUCAAGUGCCACCGACGGGACUCAGCGCCUAACUCGAAGGACCAAUCUUUGGUCUUCGCAGUGAACGAUAUUGGCUUUCACCCAGUACACGGCACAUUCUCGACUUGCGGAUCCGAUGGAACUAUCAACUUCUGGGACAAGGAUGCACGGACACGCCUGAAGACCUUCGACGCUUGCCCCGGCCCAAUUGCGGCCACCGCCUUCAAUAGGACCGGAUCGAUCUUCGCCUACGCCAUAUCUUACGACUGGUCCAAGGGACAUUCGGGCAUGACCAGCGGUCACCCGAACAAGAUUAUGCUGCACGCCACGAAGGACGAUGAGGUGAAGAAGAGGCCGUCGAAGCGGUAGUUACCCUGGCGGACUAGUUCAGGACGGCAUGACCGGGGUCUGAGAUAGUCGUCGUAUUGCUUGCUUUUUCUUCGCUGUUGUUUUCGUUCUAUGACCAUCGAUUGACCCCGCAUUCCAGGAUGAUUAUGAUCUUCCCUUUGUAAGGUCGGAGGAGAGUCCUGAAGUUCAUUCCGAGUCAGAUAUCGUGUUACAGCUGUUUUCAGAAUCGUAGUCG